CUCCAGAUCGCAUGAUUGUGUGUCUGCAAAGCUUCCAUGAUCAUGAGGUGAGGCUUCCCGAUGCUUCAGGCAUCGACCAUAGGAAAAUUGGCACAGAACCAUGGCAUUGUUCAACGACAGGCACAUGACCUGCCUGUUGUUUUGGCCGAGGGACGAGGAUGCAAACUGGAAGACAUAUACACGAGCCUGUCUCUCGACGCUCGGGGAGUUCAGAGAGUGAACCAAGGUAAAAUCCAAAUCUGAGAACUCUUCUCUGAAAGAAUCUAUCAACUCGAAGUCGAAGCCCUAGAACGUGAUCGAGUCACCCAACAAACAACAAACAACAAUAACAACAACUAACAAAAUGGCUGGCUGGUUCUACAUCACAUCCGACAUUGACCCAUACCCAACAACACACAUCUCCCAUACCUACCCGGAACCCGGACAUCACCUGCACCACAUCCCAGUUCCGUAUGUAGCACACAAGGUCUACACCAAGUUGCAUGACAGAGACGAAGACAUCCAUCAACCAACGACCGAUGUCCGCGAGACCCUAAGCAACUUCUAUCUGGAGGUUGAACUGCCAGGCGUCAAGGAGCACACGGAGCUUCGUCUACGUUGGACAUCAGACCGUACGCUGCUGCUGACGAGCAAGACUCACAGGCCCGACAUUCCGGAAGGGGAGUUGGUCGAGGAGCCAGGCCCACCACCAGCGGUCACAGUGCCACUUGAGUCAACGCCAGCUCCAGCUGCUGCUGCUGAUGCUGCACCACCGGCGCCCGAGGCGGAAGCAGCGCCGGCGGCCAAAGCUGCCGAGGAAAAGCCCUCCAAGAAGCACGAACCUCACUUGACCGUGCACGAGCGGCAGGUCGGCGAGAUGAUCCGGGCCUUCAACUUCCCCGUCGACGUCGACCGCGACAAGACGCACGCCAAGCUCGACGCCGGCCUACUGAGGAUCGUGGUGCCCAAGAUCUUGGAGCACGGCGAGGCCAAGCACAUCCACGUGCCCAUCCACUUCACCUCGCUGCCCACCGUCACCAGCUGAAUCAAAGGCCGGAGCCGCAGCCCGAGCCGCCAGCAGCAGCGAGGGCGUCGUCGACAUCGCCCAAGUGACAUUGUCGAAGUGAUUCCCGAGAUGGACUGGAGGAUUGCAUCUGUGUUGUGCGGCGAGUUUGGAGAGUACGAUAACGUUGACGAUGAUGCGGGCGCCGAUUAAAAAAAAAAAAAAGGUGGGUUGGAAGACUGUGUUGGAUUUUCCUUUGUAUAUGAAGCAGGGCAAAAGAGAGGGAGGCAGUGAUGCAAGGAACGAUCUGUGUAUUAUUAUUAUUUGUUGUCAUUGGAACGGCACAACCGAACCAGGCGCGAGAUUCCCCUUGCCCCCCUGAGGAGAGAAGGAUAGCUAAUGUGUAAUGAUAUUAUUCUUACUUUCUCA
Cladophialophora immunda is the source of this 1411-nucleotide messenger RNA. RefSeq lists its product as uncharacterized. The record is from RefSeq and is a predicted model, not a curated record. Gene Ontology annotation, biological process: response to heat; protein folding; protein complex oligomerization. NCBI's taxonomy places the organism in Eukaryota, Fungi, Ascomycota, Eurotiomycetes, Chaetothyriales, Herpotrichiellaceae. The transcript has a single exon. Bases 344 to 1024 code for a protein of 226 amino acids.